This is a messenger RNA of Verticillium nonalfalfae, 624 nucleotides long. It is a transcript of the gene MSRB2, whose product is annotated as Peptide methionine sulfoxide reductase B2, chloroplastic. The transcript is spliced from 2 exons. The record is from RefSeq and is a predicted model, not a curated record. Gene Ontology annotation, molecular function: peptide-methionine (R)-S-oxide reductase activity. Gene Ontology annotation, biological process: protein repair; response to oxidative stress. Bases 1 to 624 code for a protein of 207 amino acids. Lineage: Eukaryota; Fungi; Ascomycota; Sordariomycetes; Glomerellales; Plectosphaerellaceae.
AUGCGAUUCUCUCCCCUCUUCUCGACCCUCAUCUUCACAGUUUCCAGCUUCACCCGCGUUCGGGCCUCCUCACGUCUCACAUCCACACUCCGCGUUCGCAACACACCUCUACGCGCUUCCAUGCCCAUCCCUUUCAUCAGCUCGUUCUUUAGCUCCUCGUCUCCUUCCGAGAAGAUGUCUUACCCCGAUCAGCGGACCAGCGACGAGUGGCGCGCCGUCCUCAACAAGGAGCAAUUCCGCAUCCUCCGCGAGAAGGGCACCGAGGCCCCCGGCUCCGGCGAGUUUGACAAGCACUACCCCUCCGAGGGCGUCUACGCAUGCGCCGGCUGCUCUGCACCCCUCUACAAGGCCAACCACAAGUUCAAGUCGGGCUGCGGCUGGCCUGCCUACUUCGACAGCCUCCCCGGCGCCGUCACCCGCCACGAGGACCGCGCAUUCGGCAUGGCGCGCACUGAGAUUGUCUGCACCAACUGCGGGGGCCACCUCGGCCACGUCUUCAAGGGGGAAGGGUUCCCCACGCCGACUGACGAGCGACACUGCGUCAACAGCGUCAGCCUGACCUUCUCGCCCGAAGACAAAGCGAAGGCGGAGGCGGAGGGCGCUGCGAGAGAAAGCAAGGCUUGA